AUGUUUUUCCUCAAGGAAGAGACCAAGGUCAUCACGUUGCAUCCGUCCUAUUUUGGGCCUAAUGUGCGAGAAUAUCUUAUAAACCGGCUAAACGAGGAGGAGGAAGGACGGUGUACGGGAGAUCACUUCGUGAUUUGUGUGAUGGACAUGGUAGAUAUUGGAGAAGGUCGGGUUCUACCUAGCAGCGGGCAAGCCGAGUACACAAUUAAAUACCGAGCUAUUAUUUGGAAGCCGUUCCGUGGAGAGACCGUCGAUGCCAUCGUUACGUCUGUUAAGCCCACCGGAAUCUUCACAUUGGCGGGUCCGCUAUCAGUUUUCAUUGCGCGCAAAAACAUUCCUUCCGACAUCAAGUGGGAACCAAAUACAGUGCCUCCUCAAUACACAGAUCACGCGGACCAGGUCAUUGAGAAAGGGACAAGUCUACGGCUUAAGAUUCUUGGUGUCAAGCCAGAUGUCGCCGCAAUCAAUGCUAUUGGAACCAUUAAAGAAGACUACUUAGGACCACUGUAA
Aspergillus oryzae RIB40 is the source of this 510-nucleotide messenger RNA. Its product is annotated as DNA-directed RNA polymerase II subunit RPB7. Bases 1 to 510 code for a protein of 169 amino acids. Gene Ontology annotation, molecular function: translation initiation factor binding; single-stranded RNA binding; single-stranded DNA binding. The transcript is spliced from 4 exons. NCBI's taxonomy places the organism in Eukaryota, Fungi, Ascomycota, Eurotiomycetes, Eurotiales, Aspergillaceae. Gene Ontology annotation, cellular component: RNA polymerase II, core complex; P-body. Gene Ontology annotation, biological process: positive regulation of translational initiation; positive regulation of nuclear-transcribed mRNA poly(A) tail shortening; transcription initiation at RNA polymerase II promoter. The record is from RefSeq and is a predicted model, not a curated record.